This is a messenger RNA of Hypomesus transpacificus, 2766 nucleotides long. RefSeq lists its product as uncharacterized. The record is from RefSeq and is a predicted model, not a curated record. Bases 451 to 2454 code for a protein of 667 amino acids. The transcript is spliced from 11 exons. NCBI's taxonomy places the organism in Eukaryota, Metazoa, Chordata, Actinopteri, Osmeriformes, Osmeridae.
GCCUCCCUAUGGAAAUAACACCCAAGAGUAACUGCUUCUUUUUAAUUAUCUGUUUAAUUUAUCAGGGAAGAACAGGCAUUUUGUAAACCAUUGUGCAGUCGUUUUGUUUGCGGUUAUAUGGUUUGACUGGAGUUUUACAUUUAUGCAUUUUGGCAGACGCUUUUAUCCAAAGGGACUUCCAAGAGAGAGUUUUUAAUCAUACAGAACCGCACGGAUCCGUUAACAUUGAGUUAUUGGAAUAUAUACGUCAUAAUGGAUACGUCAAAGGUUAAUAUUAUAAACGAAAAGACAACAUUUGGAGUCACCAGAAGUUAUUUGACCUCGAUCACGUAACGACCAAUGUCGCGUUCAGUUGAAUAAUUGACUGCAAGAGAAGAAGAAAAAAACAACGAAUUCGCCUAUUUAAAUAACCGAAUUCUCAGGCUUACGGUAAAUGACUGUUUCACCAAAAUGGACAGAGAAGAUGAAUAUGAAGAGUUUGAGGUAAAUGACUGUUUCACCAAAAUGGACAGAGAAGAUGAAUAUGAAGAGUUUGAGGUGGAGAACACCAAAAUGUGUGAGCUAGUUUGUGAGCUGGAGAACAUUCUCAGUGAAAUGCAAGCAUACGAACGUCGUUUGUCAGAGCUGUUUGAUGGAAAGAUCACAGUGGAGGGUCUGGACACGUUCCUCCAAAAGAUCCGGUCUGCGGCAGCUCAGGAUGUGAGGAAAUGCCUCUCUCCGGCCUUGAAAGGCCUUCCUAUUAUGGCAACAGGGAGCAUGAAGAGCACUUCCACAUCAUCGUCUGGACAAAAUGAGCCAGAGUUUUUAGCCCUGACCAUGCCUGACUUCACCAUGGGAGCUGAGGUCCUGGUCCCAGGCAUGAUGACCUGUUUCCUGAAGCACCUGCGGGAGAAACCCGGAGAGAUGGUCCAGCAGUCUCUGGCUAAGCUAACCAUACAAUUGAGUAACCUGGGCCUUGUCUCUGUUGUGGGAAAGAAGGCUGUGGCAGCCACUUAUGAAAUCUGUAAUCUUGUCAUGAGAGUGGUUUCCAUAUUCCUGUCCCAUUGUGGCAACUACUCCAGGCACUUCUUGUACUCAGUUACAGGUAUUAUUGCACGGGACAAGAUGGCCGCUGUGCUUCGGUGCUUCACAGAAACAGCCAAGACCUUCAACCUACUGGGCUUCAACAGCACCUACUUCCAGUUGAAGCCUGUGGUCCAGGCGGUGGUGACCUAUCUGGGAAAGAUAUACCAAAGCAGAAUGGCUGCUGCCUUCAAGUACCAGCUACCCCUGGUUGAUGAUCAUUCCUCGGAGCUUGAGGAGUUUCGUGGGAAGAUCGAGGCACCCAUCAUUGUUGAGGAAGUCCCCAGUGAGCUCCUGGGGAAGGUGGUGGACUCAGAGCAGAACAGAUUUCUGUCUGAGCGCUCUUACUGUCACAGGCGUAUCCUGGCCAAACAGCCGAAAGAAGAGCUUGCUGCAGCUAGAUACAUCAUUUAUUAUCAUGAUCCUGAUGAACUCCUGGAGAAGACAGAGAAGAAGUCGGUGGAAAAGGGAUCCCUGGAUGCUGUGUCUGAAAGUCUUUCCCUGGCCUUACUGCCUCCUGAAGCCAUACAGCUUGUGGCAACUGGACACAUCACUGAUGUUCGUGCUGAAAAAGCUCUGGUGAAGGCUGAAGCCAAGGAGUUGGUUAUGGACGGCCUGAGAACUGCAUCUUGCAAAGUUGUGGAGGACCUCAUAACAGCAGCCAAUGAAAUGGUUGGCAUGGAUACUCCCCUGGAUACUGAGAUCUCUCAGACCGAGAAGGUUGUCCUCAUCACUGGCAAGGCUAAGUGUCAGGUUACUACUGAAGAUGUUCCUGAUGAACUCCUGGAGAAGACAGAGAAGAAGUCGGUGGAAAAGGGAACCCUGGCUGCUGUCUCUGAAAGUCUUUCCCUGGCCUUAUUGCCUCCUGAAGCCAUACAGCUUGUGGCAACUGGACACAUCGCUGAUGUCCGUGCUAAAAAAGCGUUCAUGAAGGCUGGAGCCAAGGAGCUGGUGAUGGUUGGCCUAAAAACUGCAGCUUCCAAAGUUGUGGAGGACCUCAUAGCAGCUUCAGUAGAGAUGCUUCACAUGACCACUCCCCUGGAUACCCAGAUCUCUCAGACACGGAAGAUGGCCCUCAUCAACGGGAAGUCUGAGAUUGCUGCAGAGAAUGUUCUUAAUGAACUCCUGGAGAAGGUUGUGAAAGAGUCUGAGAAGAGGAGAUCCCUGGCCCUGAUCUCUGUCUCUGACUGCCCCCCCUUGGCCACUCAGCUUCCUCAGCUCACCGAUCUUGUUCCUGAGCAGUGCAGUGGAGAGGCUGCCAAGUGUGCUGAUGAAGACAGACAGGUGAAGAAGAAGAAGGAGACGAAGAAGAAGAAGAAGGGAAUCCGUGCUUUCUUCAGAGGUCUUUGGAAGAGGAUGAUAUGUUCCUCUGGAAUCCCCAAGGAUGACUGAGGCCCUGUCACCUAGGAGUGACUGUGCCCCUACAAGCAACAUUUACAUUUACAUUUAGUCAUUUACAAACAAGCAACACACAAAGUAUAUUUUGAAUCCAAAAUAAAACUGUUAUUGGCAUUUCCAAGAAGUUGUGAUCAAUGCAGGGAUGUGUACACAGGUCAAAAAGUACUGGAGUUAAAUGUGUAGCGGGCUCCAGGAUUGUAAAUUAAUCUUACAUCAUUAACAUACUCUAUAGUAUAAUUAAACUUUUAUUUUAUCGUCAACAUAUGAAAUCUCCAUAACUGGCAUAAAUCAACUCGGUCUGUGCAC